Halichondria panicea is the source of this 2027-nucleotide messenger RNA. RefSeq names its product calcium/calmodulin-dependent protein kinase kinase 1-like. The transcript is spliced from 16 exons. Gene Ontology annotation, biological process: protein phosphorylation; intracellular signal transduction; positive regulation of protein kinase activity. The coding region runs from base 193 to 1818 and encodes 541 amino acids. The record is from RefSeq and is a predicted model, not a curated record. Lineage: Eukaryota; Metazoa; Porifera; Demospongiae; Suberitida; Halichondriidae. Gene Ontology annotation, molecular function: ATP binding; calcium/calmodulin-dependent protein kinase activity; calmodulin binding. Gene Ontology annotation, cellular component: cytoplasm.
AGGGCCGCCAUGUCGUCAUGCAACAUGAGCAGGAAGCUUAUACAAUAGUGACAGCAUAGAUAGAUCUAUGGUGACAGUGAGUGGAAUGCUGUGGAUUCUGUACUGUAUAUAACAAGACCUUUAUCUGUUUUUUUCACGUCAAAGUAGCCAGCAAGUGGAGACUUUGACUGCUACCGUAUACUCGAGUGAAUAAUGAGCUUAGCAGGCCCAGUGCUGUCUAUUCAACCUGUAGUGUCCCAGCACACCCCACACACCCUCACCCCAAUGGCAACACCUCUGUCAAUAGACCUAGAGAGCUCAUCCAACGAUCUACUCGGUAUACCAGCUAGAAGAGACCGUGCCAAUAGUGAAGGCGAUGUUCAUGCUGCUUCCCAGAUUAUUGCAUUGCCUCCAUCACCACUGGCUAUCUAUGGUGAGUCUUCGCUGAGCAGUUCAAGUUCAACACAGUCCCCAAGUAUUAAUCGUAGUCGAUCAAUGCCCCGAGGAGAGCAGGGUGUCUCUCAGAGUUUGAAUGGAUUUCUCACACCUAAUUCAAAUCGCAGACCCGCACAAUCACAACGAUUCAUGAGAAGAGCCGAGACCAUUGACACACACAACAUACACAGAGAGGAGUUUGAGGAUCACACUCUAUUGAAUCAGUACAAAGUUCUUGACAUCAUUGGCCAUGGUUCUUACGGUAUCGUCAGAAAAGCAAUGAGUAUGGACAAUGAAGAGACCUAUGCAAUGAAGAUUGUGGCCAAAGGAAGACUCAAGAAGAAAGGACAGUUAUGUCGACCACAAAAGAAGAGAGUUGUGAAGAGCCCACUGGACAACAUAAAGAGGGAAACUGCUAUCUUGAAGAAACUUAACCACCCUAACGUGGUACGUCUGUUAGAGGUGUUGGAUGACCCCAGUGAAGAUGAUUUCAUACUAGUAUUCGAGUUCGUUCCUAAAGGGCCUGUGAUCAACAAUCUGCCCAUGCACGAGCUAUUCACAGAGGAACAGGGUCGAAACUACUUUAUUGACAUGAUACUGGGCUUGGAAUAUCUGCACUCCCAGCACGUCAUACACAGAGACAUUAAGCCAAUGAAUCUACUGCUGGAUGACAACUUCAGAGUCAAGAUUGCAGAUUUUGGUGUGUCUGAGGAGAUAGAACGAACAGAGUCGAACUUGUCAAGAUAUGCAGGGACGCCAGCGUUCGUGGCACCCGAGUGCCUUGAUGGAUCUAAAAUGUCGUAUCAAGGUCAACCUGUAGACAUCUGGGCGGCUGGUGUCACUCUCUACUGCUUUAUAUUGGGAAAGGUACCAUGGUCCCCACCAUCCAUUGUCGACCUCCAUGAGCAGAUAAAGACAGAAGAUCCUCCAUUGCCUGACUCUCUACCCGAUGACCUCAAAGACCUGCUACAAAAACUACUGGAGAAGGACCAGAAGAAACGAAUCACCAUUCCCCAGAUCCGGGAACAUCCGUGGAUUCUAAAGAGCACCAGACCAGUUCCUUCACGAGAGGAGAACUGUAAUGUUGAGAUCAGUGUGAGUGAAGAGGAUAUGGAGCAAGCAUUCAAGACUUACAGGACACCCAUUCACAUUUUGGCAAUGAUCAAGCAAAUGGCAAGAAAGAAAUCAUUGCGACACCCCUUCUCCCCCAGAACCACCCCUACCUCUUCACCUGCUACCUCUCCUGGCACAUCACCAAGGCAUAGCCUUGAUGAAGAAAAUGCCACCAAAUCAUCUAUCCCACAUAAAGUCCAGGGCUCUCUUAGAAAACGAGAGAAAUUUGCAAGCACCCACAAUGCCCCUCCGAUUGUAGUGGACAAUGCUGAUGCAGCAAGAUCACAAUAAGAAGUAACUAACACUCCACACUUUUGUGUGUCUCAUCAAGCUUCACGAUGUAUACCUGUUGUUGUGUGCACUAUAUACAUGUACCUGCUGUCCAUGUUUCAGUGAUGCUGUUUCAGUUUGUGCUGUAGUUUCGUGUCAGCAUUGUAAUUUUUAACUCACCUAAAAUGUAGCGAUAAAUGACUUGUAAUAACAUACGUCUCAUUAUUCUC